This is a messenger RNA of Zingiber officinale, 324 nucleotides long. RefSeq lists its product as uncharacterized. Bases 1 to 324 code for a protein of 107 amino acids. Lineage: Eukaryota; Viridiplantae; Streptophyta; Magnoliopsida; Zingiberales; Zingiberaceae. The record is from RefSeq and is a predicted model, not a curated record. The transcript is spliced from 2 exons.
AUGUGGAUUAUUAUCCAAACAGGUCUCGAGCUUCCACGAGAUGGUGUUGGAAAACCAGCAUCAUGCGUGAACUGGGAUGCUAGCUUAAUGAAGAAAGUUGAAGUCGAUGCCAAAGCGACCUACACCCUUCAAUGCGGCCUAACCAAAGAGGAGCUUAACCGAGUCGGCCCGUUCUCAAGUGCGAAAGAGUUGUGGGAAAAACUGAUCGAGCUGCACAAGGGCACUUCCAAUACUGAGGAAGGUGAGUCAGCAAGCCAGCUUCAUGCUGGCAUACAAGAUCUCCUCAACGACCUCCACGCAAUCGGACAGAAGGUGGAGAAUUGA